Molecule: messenger RNA, 387 nt
Organism: Exophiala aquamarina CBS 119918
Lineage: Eukaryota; Fungi; Ascomycota; Eurotiomycetes; Chaetothyriales; Herpotrichiellaceae
Exons: 1
Coding region: 1-387 (128 amino acids)
Source: RefSeq, a predicted model, not a curated record
AUGACAGCCAAGCUUGGCCACGAUGCUCGGCUCGUCAAGCACGUGAUCCGCGAGUUUGCCGUUGGAUGCAGACGCCCAACCCCCGGAAAUGGAUAUCUCGAGGCUCUCAUACAGCCCAACGUCCGGGUUGUGACAGGCCAGAUUGAAAGGCUAGGAGAAAGCGGUAUCCUCCUCGAGACCGGCGAAUUACUCGAAGUGGACAUCUUCAUUUGUGCAACCGCCUUCGACAUAUCCUUCUGCCCUCGAUUACCUCUGAUCGCCAGGGGAGGAGUGUCACUUGAAGAUCAGCGGAAGGAAAAACUGGAGGCUUACCUAUCCCUGACUGCUCCUAAUAUGCCAAAUUACUUCAGUAUGUUUUCAGUUGCACCCCUAGGGUUGAAGGAGUGA